AUGGCCAAUAGCAACCCACCAUCCCACGAACAACUUAAAAAGGACCUUAAGAAGGAUGCCGAAAACACCAAAAAUAGAGCUGCUGCUGAUGCUAAGGAAUUGAAAGACCAAGGUCAAGCCAAGGCUCAAGAAUUGAAGAAGGAAGGAAAGGCCAAAGCUCAAGAAGUUAAAAAGGCAAGUGAAGAAGAAGCCGAGGACUUGAAGCAAGCUAGCAAAGAAUUGCUCGAAGCUGCAAGAGAAAGAGGUGAAGUUAUAUACGAUGCUGCUUCAGAAAAAGGACAAGAAGCAUACGAAGCCACCAGAAAGGAAUUGGACCGUUUGGAAGAGGAAGGUAAAUCCUUAUUUUCAAAAAUUAGUGCAUCAAUACAAAGGGGUGCUCAACAAUUUGGACAAUUUUUGCAAAAAUCAGGUGAAAAUAUUCAAGUUGGUGUUUCUCAAGCUGCAUCUAGAACCGCUAUUGAAUUACAAAACCCAGUUGUUGUAACUCAAUUGUUUGUUAUUGCCGGUGGUGCUGCUGCUGGUUAUUUGGGCUGGAUAGAAAGAUACAGAAUUAGGAGUGACCACAACCUUGUUGUUGGUAUCCAUGCUUCUGUCAUCACCGGUUUGGUUUUACUUGAUGGGUUUUUGUUCAACAAGUUCUACCCACAAUACGACAGGAAAAGAACCACCACAACCAAGUAA
This is a messenger RNA of Lodderomyces orthopsilosis Co 90-125, 681 nucleotides long. RefSeq lists its product as uncharacterized. The transcript has a single exon. Gene Ontology annotation, molecular function: nascent polypeptide-associated complex binding. Gene Ontology annotation, cellular component: mitochondrial outer membrane. The coding region runs from base 1 to 681 and encodes 226 amino acids. Lineage: Eukaryota; Fungi; Ascomycota; Pichiomycetes; Serinales; Debaryomycetaceae. The record is from RefSeq and is a predicted model, not a curated record.